Colius striatus (speckled mousebird) is the source of this 1952-nucleotide messenger RNA. RefSeq names its product protein eva-1 homolog C. The record is from RefSeq and is a predicted model, not a curated record. Gene Ontology annotation, molecular function: carbohydrate binding. Bases 123 to 1391 code for a protein of 422 amino acids. The transcript has 8 exons. NCBI's taxonomy places the organism in Eukaryota, Metazoa, Chordata, Aves, Coliiformes, Coliidae.
GCCCUGGGCAGCCCGGGGCGGGCACGCAGGCGGCCGCGCAGCCCCGGCGCUGUGGCGGGGCGGAGAAGCGGCUCGUCGUCCCCGGCCGCCACCGACGCAGCGGACACGACGGCAGCGGAGCCAUGGCCCGGCCGGCCGCAGCCCUGCUGCUGCUCCUCUGCCUGGCCGCGGGGCUGGACGCCAACCCGCAGCUCUCGGGCUACCUGCGCAAGGUGCUGAGGAACCACACGGCCCACAGCUGCGACGGGGAGCAGCUCCUCAUUAUCUGCCCUCACAAGACCACCAUCAGCAUCCUCGGUGCCUUCUACGGGCGCCGCGUGCCCAGCGCCCAGCUCUGCACCAGCCCCGGCGAUGCGUCCCAGGAGAGCACCGACUGCACGUCUGGCACCGCGCACCUGAAGCUGCUGUCCGAGUGCCAGGACCAGCAGUGGUGCCAGUUCUCGGUGCACAGCCAGGUCUUCGGGCCGGACCCGUGCCCUGGGACGCACAAGUACCUCAUCGCUUCCUACAAGUGCCGGCCAGGGAACCAUCGGGUCAAGACUGUGUGUGAAAACGACAAGCUGAGGUUGCAGUGCCGGCCAAAAUCCAUCCUGGCCAUAUACUCUGCAAAUUACGGGCGGUUCCUGCGGGGCAAACCGGAGUGUGACGCCCCGAACGCUGGGGGACCCCACAUAGAGUGCCUGGCUCCAGACGCCCUGCGCAGGGUCUCCAAGAAGUGCCACCGCAAGGGGAACUGCACCGUGGCUGCUGACAGAGCCACCUUCGGGGACCCCUGUCUCCCUGGCACCAAGAAGCAGCUGCGAGUCUCCUACACGUGUGUGCCCAAGCAGCUGCUGGAGGAGGUGGGCCCUGACACCUCAGACCCCUUCCUGCUGUCAGACUACAUGCACGCCCACGUCCCCUUGUUCACUGCAGGUGGCUGGUACAAAGGGCCCAGGUUCUCCAGGCUCCGGGAAGACCGGAUGAUUUUUACUAGCUCUCUGGCAGCUUUUGCCCACCUUUGGGGUGUCCCUGAGAAAGUCGGCCUCUACUUUCUUUGCGGGGUCUCGGGAGGCCUCCUGCUCCUGCUGUGCAUCAUCAGCCCCAAAAUGACCUUCCUCCAAGAGGUGGGGGAGGCUCUCAAAGACCCAGAGCUGGGCAGCAGCUCCGAGCUGAGCAGAACCAAGCUGCAGGACGAGCAGGAUGAGGAUCUCCCCGACGACAGCUCCUCGGACUCAUCCUUCCGCCGCCUCACCCGCACGUACCGAGCCACCGACAGCAUCUUCAGCCCCGAGCUGACGGCGGCCAUGGAGGGAGCAGCGGAGCACCAGGGCCGUGGCGGGGACGAGAUCUGGAUGCCCAAGGAGUCGAGCCCCUAUGCCAUCCACAAAAUCAAAUCUGCCACCAAAUAGAGCUGGAGAGCGGCGUGGGACAGAGGCACAGCGGGAUGCAGCACAGCUGGGCUCCUGGGGCUGAGCAGCGACAGGGCCACGGCAGCCCCCGUGUGGCCAUCAGCCUCCAGCCUGGGGCUCCCUGGGUGUGAGGAGGAGCUGUGGGAUGGCUGGUGGGGCUGCUGGCUCCUUUGCCACGAGCACAUGCUAACCCUAAGCUAACCCCCCCUUGCUGGCUCACUGCUUAACCCUGCUCAGCCCACCCUCAGCUCCUGCUUCUUCUCGGGUGCUGGCUCCUGCUCUUGGUGCUGCUCACACCUGCAGCGCCUGGAGACAAAGCAAGGGCCAGGAUGGGGUGCAGGAGGAGCCCUGAGCACCAUCAGGAUGAGUACCAUCAGGAUCCCCAGGCCAGCUGCACCCCGGGGCUGGGGCAGACGGUGUCUGGGGGGGGGUUCGGGAGCUCUGUCACCCCGUGUUGCCCUUUGCUUUCCCUCACGCUUCCCUCGAUGGCAGGAGAGCCCCUGAGGUUAACUUGUUGGGGCUUUCUUCCAGUUAAUAAAUGCUCAUAAUGUCCCUCCUUGA